Molecule: messenger RNA, 318 nt
Organism: Vitrella brassicaformis
Lineage: Eukaryota; Vitrellaceae
Source: the annotation of a GenBank genome assembly
AUGGGUGAUCGUGACUUGCUGGCGGCCGUGUGUGUGAUCGAGGUGCGCGGCUGGGGUGAGAUCUGCGAGGUGAUUGAGCUGGCGGGGCAGUGCAGCUGCUGCCAGCUGCCUUUGAGGCUAACUGCUGAUGAUCUGCACCAACACACAAACAAGACGGUAAGCACAAAGGGGAGGGAAAGGGGAUGGCUCUCAUCGUGUGUGUCGUGCUGCGUUCGUGUAUUGUAUGUGCAGGCGUGUUUGGCCGAGCCGGGUGUGUUGGCUCAUCUGCUUAAGAUGGUCGGCCGCCACAUCCACAUGGGCAACGGCGUGACCUUCUAG